This is a messenger RNA of Nymphaea colorata (pocket water lily), 560 nucleotides long. RefSeq lists its product as uncharacterized. Lineage: Eukaryota; Viridiplantae; Streptophyta; Magnoliopsida; Nymphaeales; Nymphaeaceae. The transcript is spliced from 3 exons. The record is from RefSeq and is a predicted model, not a curated record. Bases 18 to 560 code for a protein of 180 amino acids. Gene Ontology annotation, biological process: xylem development.
CUUUUCCAUUAAUUUCUAUGGAAGCAUCAGCCGAUCACACAAUUGACAUUUCAGAAGGAGGGUCUCAAGAAUCAGGAUGGACCAUGUACAUCGACUAUUUCUUGAGACAACAGAGAGGGCUAAAGGGUAGUAGCUCAUCUCAGACGGGGCGCUAUUCGACCGUGUCGGAUGCUGCGUCUGCUGCCGCCUGGCAACCAUUGACACCAAAGGCAUGCAGGCGUCUGAAUUUCAAGAGGAGCAAGACGGGGGAGAUUUUGGAUGAAGACCCUUUGGAGGACACCGCUAGCUCCAGCAGCCCAAAAGUUAGUGGAAAAAAGAAGACACGGAUUCAUGCGAAUGAAGAAGAAAACCAUUCCGCGGAACAGGAAAAUAAUUACUCAUGCAAUUGCUUCCCAUUGCCCGCGGCGCAGGCAUGGGAUGGUGAAAAUGAAUGCGCGGAAUUAAGGUCGCAAGCGAGAAACAACGCGUCGCGUUGUGCUGAUGAAAAUAAAUGUAAGCAGCUGAAUGAAAGGGGAUUAUGCCUCCUGCCCGUGUCGAUGGUAAUGAACUAUAUUAGAUAA